Molecule: messenger RNA, 456 nt
Organism: Caenorhabditis briggsae
Lineage: Eukaryota; Metazoa; Nematoda; Chromadorea; Rhabditida; Rhabditidae
Exons: 4
Coding region: 1-456 (151 amino acids)
Source: RefSeq, a predicted model, not a curated record
AUGAUGGUCAAAUGCAGUAUUCUUCUCUAUUCCUUAUCAUUAUCAAGUCUUGUGAAUGUUGCUUUGCCUUGCGUAGCAACCAGUCCUGGAACUACAGUAACCACAACUACAGCUGCGACGACAACGACAGCUGCAACAGGCUGUACAAGUUGUACUGUCGGUCAAGUAACAUUUGCUCAAGAUGAUGGAGGAAUUGAAAUUGAUACAAUGGGAAUUGAGGGAAAUGAUCCAGCUUCUGGAUGUUUGACAUUGACAGCCACGUGCACAGCUGAUGUAAACUUUAUUGCGUUUAUGCAGUUCAAUAAUAAUCAAGGAGGUCCUGCUGAAAAUGCAAAUAUGGGAAGGACUGUCAAUGCUCUAUUGAAUUGUGUGGAUGGAAAUUGGGUUUACACGAGUGGUGGAGUAUCCAGAAUUGUAACUCAAGUGUCUUGUAAUCAAGCACCGGAGGCUGGAUAA